CGAGGCGGAGCGAGGAUGGGUGCGGCCAAUGGGCGCGGGCGGCGUCUGCGGUGCGACGGAAGUCCUGCUUGGCGUCGCUCGGGGAGGGGGCGUUGCGCAGGCGGGGGGCCGUCGCGCGGGGGCGGGGCGUCACGGCCAUUGCUGGGGCUCCGCUUCGGGGAGGAGGACGCUGAGGAGGCGCCAAGACGGGCAGCGCUGUGGGAGAGGCGCCCGCGCCGACCCGCGGGGCCCAUGGUCAGGACCACCAGUCAGUUAGGAACCGCCCUGGGCUUCCACCUGGAACGGGGUCCCUGGCGUCUUCGCCGGCGAGAGAAGCAGAAGGUGCAAGUUCUUGCUCGAAACACCUGACGCGCCUGGGCCCCCGUUUCCAGAUUCUCGAUGGCAGUGGUCGGGUAAAUUCUCCUUUCACGGCCUGGCCAAGGGGCAUUUGGGUGCUUUUCCUGCCCGUGGCUGUGCUCAGCGUUGUGGGAAGCCCCUGGGAGGCCGAAUGUGCAGGAUCACCGAGGGGAAAGUGAGCUUGACAGGUAGGAGGGAUUUUACGGGAAGGACCGAAACAAACCACUUGUUGGGUGAAAUGUUUUGCUAAAAAGUAUCCCUGGUGUUUAUUUUCUCUUUGUUGCUAAAAGUAUCCCUGGUGUUUUUAUAUUUUCUAUACGGUAAGUUCUACAGUCUGGGGAAGACGGUAUGCGAUGUGCAGUGGGUGACGGAAGAACAUCUACAUAGCUUGCAAAAUUUGAUUUAAAAGGCAAAUAUUUUAAAUGAAGGAAAACCAAAGAAAUUUACUUGAUCCCUUAUCUUUCAGGAUGCGGCUUUUAUUUUAUUUCAUUUAUUUAUUUAUUUAUUUAUUUAUUUAUUUAUUUGAUGGAGUCUGGCUCCCGUCGUGCAGGCUGGAGUGCAGUGACGCGAUCUCGGUCACUGCAACCUCCACCUCCCGGGUUCAAGUGAUUCUCCUUCCUCAGCCGUCCGAGUAGCUGGGAUUAAAGGCGUGUGCCACCAUGCCUGGCUAAUUUUUGUAUUUUUAGUAGAGGCAGGGGAAGGUAUGGGCCUUCUGAGAAAAUGCAGAGUGACACUGAAUUUUGUAACGAUGUCAGGAGGCUCUUGAACCUUCUGCAGCUCACUCAUGGACUUUGUAGAGAUGCGUGAUAAUCCAAAGUGUUAAGGAAGAGGGUUCAGUUGAGAAAAAUGUUGGAGGGUGAAAGGGAUGCCUUUCGCUAUUUCGCAUAUGUGGCUGUACCCCAAAGUGCCCUGACUAACAUGCAAAAACAUCAAUUAGGCGGCUUGCUGAGGCUCAGCGGAGGCUGGGGCCGAGAGUCAUGUGGAAGUCUGUGGUUAACCUGCACCCAGUGACAGUCAUGGCGAAGUUUGUGAGGUUAACUCGCACCCAGUAACGCUGUUGCAAUGCAAGGUGUAUAUUUGGUGUCAUCCACGAGAAGAGGAAAGAGCAAAUUUUCUCACGGCCUUGGCAGUUCCACAUGAUGGACGUUUAGUAUCUGUAGUUUUCUUCGCAUAAGGCAGCUAU
Chlorocebus sabaeus (green monkey) is the source of this 1519-nucleotide messenger RNA. Its product is annotated as endogenous retrovirus group K member 7 Env polyprotein-like. The record is from RefSeq and is a predicted model, not a curated record. Gene Ontology annotation, molecular function: structural molecule activity. Lineage: Eukaryota; Metazoa; Chordata; Mammalia; Primates; Cercopithecidae.